AUGGCUAAAGAACUGAAUCGUAUUAACACAUUUUCGGAUACGAAUCGUGAUGUCAAUCGCCAUUUUGGUGAGCAAAUUAUCAUUUUUUCAGCAUAUAAUGAAUAUGAUGCAGUAAAUGGAAAUGAUUUGUACGAUAUCGAAUUAGCGGAAGAAAAUUCAAACUUAAGACAAAAUAAUUUUAAAGAUCUAAAUGAUAACUUAAUGGUAGUGGCACAAAGAAAGGGACAAAAUGAAUACGUUGAAUUCAUCGAGCCAAAAGUAUCAAAUCGAGUAAAAUUCAUUGAAACAAUCAAAAGAGGAGAGGUAAACGAUGAAGCAAAUGCGCAACCUUACUCGCAACUUCGUUUCAGCAACUUUAUCUUCAUUGGUACAUUCUUCAUAUCAAUUCCAAUAUGCUAA
Thelazia callipaeda (thelaziosis nematode) is the source of this 399-nucleotide messenger RNA. Lineage: Eukaryota; Metazoa; Nematoda; Chromadorea; Rhabditida; Thelaziidae. The record is from the annotation of a GenBank genome assembly.